AUGUUGGCGCAGUUCCACCGUGGCCCCCAUGGAGGCGAGUCGUGUGCCGGUGGGUCUCCCCGGGAGCCAGAGGGCCGCUUCCGGCCCCGGAACAAGUAUUCGGUGCUGUUACCUACCUACAACGAGCGCGAGAACCUGCCUCUCACUGUGUGGCUGCUGGUGAAAAGCUUCUCCGAGAGUGGAUUCAACUAUGAAAUCAGAAUCAUAGAUGAUGGAAGCCCAGAUGGAACAAGGGAUGUAGCUGAACAGUUGGAAAAGAUCUAUGGAUUAGACAAAAUUCUUCUAAGACCACGGGAGAAAAAGUUGGGACUCAGAACUACAUAUAUCCAUGGAAUGAAGCACGCCACAGGAAACUACAUAAUUAUCAUGGAUGCUGACCUCUCCCACCAUCCAAAAUUUAUUCCUGAAUUCAUUAGAAAGCAAAGGGAAGGUAAUUUUGAUACUGUCUCUAGAACUCGCUACAAAGGAAAUGGAGGUGUACAUGGCUGGGAUUUGAAAAGAAAAAUGACCAGCCGUGGGGCCAAUUUUAUAACUCAGAUCUUGCUGAGACCAGGAGCAUCUGAUUUAACAGGAAGCUUCAGAUUAUACAAAAAAGAAGUUGUACAGAAGUUAAUAGAGAGAUGUCUCUCUCGAGGCUAUGUCUUCCACAUGGAGAUGAUUGUUCCAGCGAGGCAACUGGACUACACUGUUGGAGAGGUUCCAGUAUCAUUUGUGGAUCGUGUUUAUGGUGACUCCAAGUUGGGAGGAAAUGAAAUUGUCUCUUUCUUGAAAGGAUUAUUGACUCUUUUUGCUACUACAUAA
Messenger RNA from Octodon degus (degu), 801 nucleotides. RefSeq names its product dolichol-phosphate mannosyltransferase subunit 1-like. Gene Ontology annotation, cellular component: endoplasmic reticulum membrane. The transcript has a single exon. NCBI's taxonomy places the organism in Eukaryota, Metazoa, Chordata, Mammalia, Rodentia, Octodontidae. Gene Ontology annotation, biological process: protein O-linked glycosylation via mannose; GPI anchor biosynthetic process. The record is from RefSeq and is a predicted model, not a curated record. Gene Ontology annotation, molecular function: dolichyl-phosphate beta-D-mannosyltransferase activity. Bases 1 to 801 code for a protein of 266 amino acids.